This is a messenger RNA of Emericellopsis atlantica, 366 nucleotides long. RefSeq lists its product as uncharacterized. Lineage: Eukaryota; Fungi; Ascomycota; Sordariomycetes; Hypocreales; Bionectriaceae. The record is from RefSeq and is a predicted model, not a curated record. The transcript has 2 exons. The coding region runs from base 1 to 366 and encodes 121 amino acids.
AUGGCAGCGCAGCUCGCCAUGGGACGUCUACGAUACGAAGCAAAAUCAUCAAAGACAUACACACUUAUACUCAUACACACAUACACCAUUCCCUCAACAGCGCCACCGCCACCGCCACCGCCACCAACAACAAUAAGAACAAUGGCCGCCUUCACUCUUGACGCUGCUCCCAUCACGCGCGACUUUGGUCGCAGCGGCUACAACAAGGACGACGACGAUGCCACAAAGGGAAACAAGGGCCGAUCUGGCUUCAGCUGUCGUCCCGAGGCCAACGCCAACAAGAGCCUCCUUGCUGGCGGUCGUGGCGGCAAUGCCCGUGGUGACGACAAGGACGACAAGAACGGCGGUCGCUCCGGCUACAACUGA